Molecule: messenger RNA, 1422 nt
Organism: Kazachstania africana CBS 2517
Lineage: Eukaryota; Fungi; Ascomycota; Saccharomycetes; Saccharomycetales; Saccharomycetaceae
Gene: QRI1
Product: UDP-N-acetylglucosamine diphosphorylase
Exons: 1
Coding region: 1-1422 (473 amino acids)
Biological process (GO): UDP-N-acetylglucosamine biosynthetic process
Molecular function (GO): UDP-N-acetylglucosamine diphosphorylase activity
Source: RefSeq, a predicted model, not a curated record
AUGACUGUUGAGAACUUGAGACAGAGAUACGUUGACGCCAAUCAAGAUCAUUUGUUUGAUCAUUUUGAUAAAUUAUCUGAUGAAGAUAAGACGCUUUUCACACAAAAUUUAUCCAAAGUGGCCGAUCGUAUUCCCCCAAAGAAACUAGUCGAGGACUGUAAGCAUGCUAUCAAACUUUCUAGUGACAUCUCCAGAGAAGGUUCUUCCAUCGAGCCUCUACCUUCUUCAUCCUACGAAUCGAUAAUUGGCAACCCUGAGAAGGAACAAGAAUAUUACAAUAUAGGGUUAGACGCCAUUGCUAGAGGACAGGCUGCUGUUAUUCUGAUGGCUGGGGGACAAGGAACAAGAUUGGGGUCGUCUGAACCCAAAGGCUGUUACGAUAUUCAACUGCCUUCUCAUAAAUCAUUGUUUCAAAUUCAAGCUGAAAAAUUGAUUAGUUUACAAAAAUUGGCGAAUAAUGUCGUUAUUCCGUGGUAUAUUAUGACAUCUGAACCAACAAGGGCUUCCACAGAGUCUUUUUUCGUGAAGCAUAAUUAUUUUGGUCUAUUGCAAUCACAAAUUGUCUUUUUCAAUCAAGGAACUUUACCUGCAUUUGAUAUAAAUGGUGAAAGAUUAUUGUUAGGCAGCCCAACAAAAUUAGUUGAAUCUCCUGACGGUAAUGGUGGACUUUACUGUUCAUUAAGAGAUAAUGGCAUUCUAACUGACAUGAUAAAUAAAGGUGUUAAGCAUGUCUACAUGUAUUGUGUUGACAAUGUACUCUCAAAAGUAUGUGAUCCUGUUUUCAUAGGAUUUUCUAUUAAGCAUAGUUUUGAGUUAGCUACAAAAGCUGUUAGAAAAAGGGAUGCUCAUGAAUCUGUAGGUCUUAUUGCAUCAAAAGAUAAUCGCCCCUGUGUCAUCGAAUAUUCUGAGAUUUCAAAAGAAUUAGCUGAAGCUCAGGAUGCAAAUGGUUUACUGAAAUUACGUGCUGGAAAUAUUGUAAACCAUUAUUAUUCUAUUGAUCUUUUGAAACGUGAAUUAGACAAUUGGUGUAAUAACAUGGUAUAUCACAUUGCGAAGAAGAAAAUUCCAUCAUUUGAUAAUAAAAAAAAUAUUUACUAUCAGCCAGUUGAGCCAAAUGGUAUCAAAUUGGAACAAUUCAUUUUUGAUGUUUUUCCAACCAUUUCUCUAUCGAAAUUUGGCUGUCUUGAAGUGGAAAGAUCAGAGGAAUUUGCGCCGCUGAAGAAUGCACCUGGUACAAGUAACGAUAAUCCGGAAACGAGUAGAGCUGCUUACUUGAACUUAAGUAAGAAAUGGUUGACUGCUGCUGGUGCUCACGUCGGAGAAGGUGUUAAUAUUGAAGUCUCUGGCACCUUAACAUAUGCUGGUGAAAAUUUGUCCCGAUUUAAAAAUCAAAAUUUUAAUAGUGACAUCCUCCUAGAGUGA